CUGACAUCGCACUUAUUGCGUGUUUUAUUCAACACGGGGUUUGCAGCUAAGGUUGUUUCGACCAGGCUCUGUGGUAGUCAGGACAGAGACAACGGCGAGUGGUGACAUACGAACCAGGGAUCUGUUCAAACUCCGGGGCAAUGUCUGAAGCUAGGGGGGCGUGCUACGUCAUACCGUCUGGCUUCGAGCCAAACAAACAAUUAAAGUACAGUUCUCAGCAUAUGAAUGCCCAAAAUACAUGUCUUUUACGAUCAGAGAAAGGUAGAAAAGGACAGUUGAAACAUGCCAACCAGUCUUUACAAUCUGACCAAAAGCCAGACAGCUGUAAGAAGCAUCUCUGUACUCGUCCUCAAAUCGAUAUACGGCGCAUUGUACAAAUCGGGCACAAUAGAAACACAAUUUCUUUUAUUCAAAAGAAAGAUAGCAAUGCCAGUGAUAGCAAUGCAACUAUUGUACAACUCGGAAACAACAACAUUGUAUAUGUAUAUUUAGGUGACAAACUCCCUUCGAACAUACUGCUAGGAGACACGGUCGUCGUGUACGUCCCCCCUGGGUGUGACGGCAGGCCCCGAGUGUUUGUCUGCGAACAGAGAGGACCUGACAACCAGAUCGUCACCCACUGUCGCCACAAGUCCCCACGGAUCUAUGAACGACAGACAUUCGGCAACUUCCUGUCACGACACUGUCACGUGAUCAGAUCUGUCCUGCUGCCAACUGCUUCCGGCUCCAGUAAGAAAGCUGCGGGCCGUCAUAAGCCGUUGACUCCCGGGGACUGCGAUGUCGUGACCAUCAAGCAUGGCGGCUCUCAUCGGACUAACACAAGCAGAAGAGUGAAACCUGAUAGCAGGAAGUACCUCGGGGGGUCAUCCCAUCGGGGUCAAGGUCACCAGAAAACUGUGAACCCCGUGUGCCUGAGAAUAGGCAUCCCUUAGACUUUCAUUUAGCCUCAGAAGAGGAUCUGUGUUCCUGUGGUCCACGCAUAUUCCAGUUAGGAAUACCUUGUAAGCCAUAUUGGCUCAAGCCUAAGACAUUUGUACAUUCACUAAGCAUCAAUUGCAAUGUUAGUAUAAAUAUAGUGUACAUGUACAUUUAUCAUAUAUUAUGUACCCUUGUAAGCCAUAUUGGUUGUAUCAAUGACAGCUGUAAGUUCUUAUACAUCACUUGCAAUGUUAGCAUAUAUAUUGUAAUGUCUGCUUGUAUAACAUAUACACAUGUAAAUGUAUUAUAUACCAUGUGCUCCUGUAAGCCAUAUUGGUUGUAUCAAUGACAGCUGUAAGUUCUUAUACAUCACUUGCAAUGUUAGCAUAUAUAUUGUAAUGUCUGCUUGUAUAACAUAUACACAUGUAAAUGUAUUAUAUACCAUGUGCUCCUGUAAGCCAUAUUGGUUAUAUCAAUGACAGCAGUACAUUCACUAUACACAACUUGCUAUGCUAGUAUAUAUGUAUAUUGUACUGCAACCUUGUAUAACAUAUACACAUGUAUAUUUAUUAUAUACCAUGUGCUCCUGUAAGCCAUAUUGGUUAUAUCAAUGACAGCUGUAAGUUUAUUAUAUAUAAGUUGCAAUGGUAGUUUAUGUUGCACUGCCAACUUCUAUAACACAUACACAUGUAUAUUUAUUAUAUACCAUGUGAUCAUGUAAGCCAUAUUGGUUAUAUCAAUGACAGAUGUAAGUUUAUUAUAUAUAAGUUGCAGUGCUAGAAUAUCUAUUGUACUAUCAGCUUGUAUAACACAUACACAUGUGUAUUUAUUAUAUACCAUGUGAUCCUGUAG
This is a messenger RNA of Haliotis rubra (blacklip abalone), 1770 nucleotides long. RefSeq lists its product as uncharacterized. Bases 141 to 932 code for a protein of 263 amino acids. The transcript has 3 exons. NCBI's taxonomy places the organism in Eukaryota, Metazoa, Mollusca, Gastropoda, Lepetellida, Haliotidae. The record is from RefSeq and is a predicted model, not a curated record.